UCUCGCUUAUUAUUGAAGAAAUUGUAGACAGCAAUGUUUCAUUAACUUAGUAAAGAAACCCCUGCUGCGUAUAAAUGUUGGGCAUGUAAUUGGAGAAUGAGUCACACAUUCGGCAUUGCUAUAAUCGUACUUAUUGUUACAAUUGUCGGAUACCAUACUAUAAUCUGUACACAAACCCACAACUCAAUAGACUAUGAUAGAAGAGCGAAAUAUUCAUUUGACAACCCAUUUACACCGUCAACUCGAAAGCCCUCUUAUGAUGAUACCACUGAGAAACUUAAAAAUGGGAGAACCCCUAAACCACUAAUGGCAUGGAGUAAGAAGGAUAUACAAACCAAUAGAAAUGAAAAUAUCAAAAUACCUAAUGGACAGACCUGUAAACUCUACAAAUUGCAAAAUAUCAAAAUAUUUAAUGGACAGCCCUGUAAAUUCUACGAAUUGGUGUUUAAAUCAGAUCAAUUGAAACCCGACUAUGCUGCCAAACUAUUAGCAAACUGUUUAUUCGCUUCCGCUUUGUAAUCCGCUAUAUUGUAAUGUGUUGCCUGAAAGUAAAGAAGAGUCAAAUUUAGAAGAAUGAUUCUACAAUGGUACUACAUUAUGACCACUUACAUUGAGAGCAUCGCGAAAUUCAAUUUCAGUCAAACGUCGAAGACCUCGGAAAUUACGACCCAGGAUGCGUCCAAAGUCAUAUCGAGAUAUUGAAAAUCGUUCCGUUGUAGAUUUGACUUCAGAACUGUCGGUGGUAUCUUCACUGCUGGAUUUCUGGUAAAAAAAAACGAAAUAAAUGUUUAUUAAUAAGAUCACUUCAUGAAAUAUUUUAUUAGAAGUCAAUAGUGAUCACUUCAUGAAAUAUUUUAUCAGAAGU
Messenger RNA from Stomoxys calcitrans (stable fly), 865 nucleotides. RefSeq lists its product as uncharacterized. The transcript has 7 exons. Bases 97 to 519 code for a protein of 140 amino acids. The record is from RefSeq and is a predicted model, not a curated record. Lineage: Eukaryota; Metazoa; Arthropoda; Insecta; Diptera; Muscidae.